GAUGGAGAUUAUUACCAAUUUAUGGGAAUACCAUACGGCAAGGUCGAUGACGAAAAUCGUUUUGGUCUUUCAUCACCGUAUCCUGACUUCGAAGACGUUUUUGAAGCUAACGAUGGUUCAAUUAUGUGUCCCCAAAUCGAAUUUAGUUCAGGCUCCUUUCAAGGUACAUUAGACUGCUUACGUUUGAAUAUCUACGUACCUGCAACGGCAAAUGUAACAAAUCCCUUGCCAGUUAUGCUUUGGAUACAUGGAGGAGCAUUCAUCAUUGGAAGUGGUAAUAGACCUUUGACUGGUCCCAAAUUUCUUGUAAAACAUGACGUUAUUUUGAUCACUAUGAAUUAUAGACUUGGAUUUUAUGGUUUCAUGUGCCUUGAUAUUCCCCAAGUACCCGGCAAUCAAGGAUUAAAAGACCUGGUAAUGGGUAUGACAUGGAUUAAGAAUAAUAUUGAAUAUUUUGGCGGUGAUAAAAAUAAAAUUACCGUUUUUGGUGAAAGUGCUGGAGCCAUGGCUAUUGAUCUCCUAUUGUUGGCUGAUAAAGAAGAAUUGUUUCAUAAUACUAUAAUUAUGAGCGGCACGUCAUUGACGACACUAGUGGUGCGUCCACCUGAUAAUACUGUUCCUAUAGUUAUAGCAAACAAGCUUGGUUUAAAUACAAAUAAUGUCGACGAAGCUUUAUCGUUUCUUAAUACUGUAGAUCCAUUCACAGUUAUAGUAGCUGGUUUAGGACUUGAGACAAUGCCGUGCAAAGAAAAUAAAUUUGCUGAUGUAAAACGACUCCUUCCUGAUUUUCCCAUUAAUAUGAAAGUUCCGAGAGCAAACGGAAGGUCUUUCUUAAUGGGCUUCACAAGCGAUGAAAUGAUUUACGAGUUCGCAAAUUUAUCAGAGGAACAAUUUCAACAGUUAGAUAUUUUUAACGAAACAAUAAGUAGAACAUUUCACUUUGAUAAAAUAACGCAUAAUGAUAUUGUUAGAUUGAUAAGGAAUUUUUAUAUCGGUGACAAGGAUUUCACACGAGAAGUGAAAUUUGAUUUGGCCGAUUUUGCAUCUGAUAUUCGACAUGUUUAUCCAACUGAAAGAUCUUUGGCGAAAAUGCUAGCUAAUGGUGCAGAGAAAGUGUAUUAUUAUAAAUUCUCGUACGUUGGUGAUAGAAAUUACAUGAGAAGACUACUAAACAUUACUGUUGGUGGUGCAGCACAUGCAGAUGAACUGGGCUACUUUUUUGAUAUUGAUUAUCUAUCUGAAGCAGGUACUCUUGACGAUUUUGCAAUGGUAGAUAAAGUAACUACACUUUGGACAAACUUUGCGAAAUAUGGUGAUCCAACUCCAGAAAAAACUGAACUUCUGCCAAUAAAAUGGGAACCAGUAAUACAGAAUUCUCCUCGUUAUUACUUGAAUAUCGAUUCAGAGCUGACUCUCGAUCAAAGACCUUUCCAAAAAAGACUUGCUUUUUGGGAUCUCUUUCUAAAAGCCUAUGGAGAGCAUGAGUAUGGAUUUGCUAGAGAAAAUAGCGCCUCUUAUGUGUCUUCUAUAUUCCUUUCAGUUAUUCCUAGUUUAGUGACUAUAAUUAAUAAUUUAGGGUUAUAAUUUCUGUGCAGUAAAGUGCGUAUCAAACUUAACACUUUGAGCAAAUCUGACUGAUUCGUUGCACAAAUGGGCUUCGUGUGAAUGAAAGCGAACUUUUGUAAAGAUAUUGUACAUAGCAUAAUGAACUAUAUGGUCAAUUGCAUAACGUACAAACUAGAUACGAGCCAAAAUCU
Molecule: messenger RNA, 1757 nt
Organism: Hyposmocoma kahamanoa
Lineage: Eukaryota; Metazoa; Arthropoda; Insecta; Lepidoptera; Cosmopterigidae
Product: esterase FE4-like
Exons: 3
Coding region: 22-1584 (520 amino acids)
Source: RefSeq, a predicted model, not a curated record